Messenger RNA from Acanthamoeba castellanii str. Neff, 1392 nucleotides. RefSeq names its product thiaminephosphate pyrophosphorylase. Gene Ontology annotation, biological process: thiamine biosynthetic process. NCBI's taxonomy places the organism in Eukaryota, Discosea, Longamoebia, Acanthamoebidae. The transcript has 4 exons. The record is from RefSeq and is a predicted model, not a curated record. Gene Ontology annotation, molecular function: hydroxyethylthiazole kinase activity; ATP binding; thiamine-phosphate diphosphorylase activity. The coding region runs from base 1 to 1392 and encodes 463 amino acids. Gene Ontology annotation, cellular component: cytoplasm.
AUGGUGCAAGUACGCGAGAAGAAGGCAUCAACGCGCGACUUCAUCGAGCAGGCCAGCAGAAUCAAGAGCGUGACACAUCGACACGGCGUGCCGCUCAUCAUCAACGAUCGACUUGACGUGGCGCUGGCCGUGGGGGCAGAUGGCAUCCACGUCGGACAGGACGACAUGGCCGCUACCACAGCCAGGGCGCUGCUCAAACAAUCAUCAUCACCCGCCCGAAAGAUGCUACUCGGCGUCACGGCCACCAACGAAGCACAGGCCAGGGCGGCCGAGCUGGCGGGAGCCGACUACCUGGGCACCAGCGCCGUCUUCCCCACAGAUACGAAGAAGGACGGAGGCGCGGGCUACGUGAUCGGGCUGGACGCGGUGCAGCGCAUCUGCCGGGCCACUUCGCUGCCGGUGGUGGCCGUCGGCGGCAUCAACGCAACAAACGCUCACCAGAUCGUGGCGCACGGCGCGGCGGGUGUGGGCGUGGUGUCGGCCAUCGUAGGCGCCGACUGCCCGCGAACAGCUGCCGCCGGACUCGCCGCCGUGGUCGACUCGGCCUUGCCCAAGAGGCCGCUCGUACAGAACGUUACCAACUACGUCGUCAUGAACGACACAGCCAACGCUACGCUGCAGGCCGGUGGAUCUCCCGUGAUGGCGCACGAGAACGGGGAAAUGACCGAGCACGCACAGGCGGUGGUCCUCAACAUGGGCACCCUCGACGAUCACUGGCUGAGACAGAUGAAGGCCAUCGGGCAAGUGGCCAACGCGAUCGGCGUGCCCAUCGUCUUUGACCCCGUCGGUGCCGGAGCCACCCACUACCGAACCGGAGCUGCGCUUCAGCUGUUGGACGAGCUGCGCGUAUCGGUGCUGCGGGGCAACCCGGGCGAGCUCGCCGCUCUGCACGUCGCCCUGUGCUCCAUCGAACGGUCGCUGGCCUCCGAGCUCCUCGUCCGCGGUGUCGACAGCCCCGGCUACCUCCCCGACAGCGAGUCGAUCAUCCGUUCCCUUGCUCGAACCAAACGCACCAUCGUCGCCAUGACAGGCAAGCAAGACUUGGUGUCGGACGGUGAGCGCUUGCUGCAAGUCCACAACAAUCACAUCCUGCUGGGCCAGCUGACGGGCACGGGCUGUAUGGUGACGUCGCUCAUCGGCGCGUUCGUGGGCGCUCUGCCCACCACCGAGCAGACCCACGCCGUCGCGGAGCGAAGACAGCAUGUGCUGGAGGCCACGGCCGCCGCGCUCGCCUACUUCUGCCACGCGGCCGAGCGGGCCGGCGCUCGGACCAUCGCCGAGGGGCUCGGCCCGGGCAGCUUUCAUACGGCGCUCCUGGACGAGCUCUUCCUCCUCACCCCGCACGAACUGGAGCAGCACGCCCGCAUCGUUGACAUGCGGCAUGCAUCGUGA